AUGGCGGCGACUAAAGUCCCGCUGUGGGCGAUCUGCUUGCUGCGGGUGGUGCUGGCCACGGUCUACUUCCAGGAGGAGUUUUUAGACGGAGAGCGUUGGCGGAAUCGAUGGGUGCAUUCCACUAAUGACACCCACUUCGGGCAUUUUCGACUCUCGUCGGGGAAGUUUUAUGGUCACAAGGAGAAGGACAAAGGUCUGCAGACCACCCAGAACGGCCGGUUCUAUGCCAUCUCUGCCCGGUUCAAACCGUUCAGCAACCGAGGGAAGACCCUGGUCAUCCAGUACACAGUGAAGCAUGAGCAGAAGAUGGACUGCGGGGGCGGCUACCUCAAGCUGUUUCCUGCCGAUCUGGACCAGAAGAACCUGAACGGGCAAUCCCAGUACUAUGUAAUGUUUGGACCCGAUAUCUGUGGAUUUGAUAUCAAGAAACUCCAUGUCAUUUUAUAUUUCAAGAACCAGUAUCACUCCAACAAGAAACCAAUCCGGUGUAAGGUGGAUGCCUUCACACACCUUUACACCCUGGUUCUAAGACCAGACCUGACUUACGAGGUGAAAGUCGAUGGCCAGUCGAUCGAGUCGGGCAACAUCGAGUACGACUGGGACCUCCUGUCCCUGAAGAACGCAGACAAGGCCUCCGAGGCAGCCAAGGGCUGGGACCAGGCUACAGACGGCCAGACUCAGGACUGGGAGAAACAUUUUCUGGAUGCGGGCACCAGCAAGCCGAGCGACUGGAACAGUGAGCUGGACGGUGACUGGCCGGGGCCGAUGCUCCAGAAGCCUCCAUACCAGGACGGCCUGCAACCCAAGGGGAUCAACAAAGACAUGUGGCUUCAUCAGGAGCUCACGAGCACCAGCUACCUGUCGGCCUACGACCUCUCUGAGUUCGAGAACAUCGGCGCUAUUGGACUGGAGCUGUGGCAGGUGCGAUCUGGAACCAUCUUUGACAACUUCCUGAUCACAGACGAUGAAGAGUAUGCAGAGAGAUUUGGCAAGGCCACCUGGGGCGAAACCAAGGGCCCUGAGCGGGAGAUGGAUGCCAUCCAGGCCAAGGAGGAGAUGAAGAAGGCCCGAGAGGAGGACGAGCAGGAGCUGCUAGACCGGAAGUCUGACCCAAAGCAAAACUUCUGCAGUCGACACCACAGGCGAGAAGACUUGUAGCCACGAGUCAUGGCGCAUAGCGGCCACGCUGCGCCUUGUUGUUAACCUAAGUUAAAAGCUCCAACGUCUGCACCAUCGCUUGUCUGGUCUUCUCUGAAACAC
Echinops telfairi (small Madagascar hedgehog) is the source of this 1260-nucleotide messenger RNA. It is a transcript of the gene CALR3, whose product is annotated as calreticulin 3. The transcript has 9 exons. The record is from RefSeq and is a predicted model, not a curated record. Gene Ontology annotation, cellular component: endoplasmic reticulum; endoplasmic reticulum membrane. Gene Ontology annotation, molecular function: calcium ion binding. NCBI's taxonomy places the organism in Eukaryota, Metazoa, Chordata, Mammalia, Afrosoricida, Tenrecidae. The coding region runs from base 1 to 1158 and encodes 385 amino acids. Gene Ontology annotation, biological process: protein folding.